Suricata suricatta (meerkat) is the source of this 1738-nucleotide messenger RNA. RefSeq names its product C-type lectin domain family 4 member G-like. Lineage: Eukaryota; Metazoa; Chordata; Mammalia; Carnivora; Herpestidae. The record is from RefSeq and is a predicted model, not a curated record. The coding region runs from base 304 to 1071 and encodes 255 amino acids. The transcript is spliced from 7 exons.
AGCUACUGUCCCCUGAACUGAGAGAGAAAUGGCAGCUGUAGAUAAUGCUUGGGACUGAAUACCUUUUCCAAGAUGCUAAUGUCUUCUCUCCGUGACAUGAAUUGAUGAUAAGCCAUCUAGAGAUCUUGAGGGCCCCACUGAGCCAGGAAACAUCUGAAGGUUUACAUGGGGGUGGCAUUUCCUAGAAUAGGAUGGGCGUGUCUUCAACAGUAACCAGAAGGGCUGUGGGCAGCUAGACCAGAAGGAGCUGCAGCCACAGGUGGAUGCAGACACAGAGAACGGCCGGCUAUAGGACCUUACAACAUGGAAGGAAAAUAUCCACCCAUUCAGGGUAAACUGGGGCUUGGUUCAGGCUCAUCUUCAUCCCUCUGCGUUCCUGGCACAGUCCUGGAAGACCCUGUGCACUGCCUCAUGCCUGCUGCAUUCCCCUCAGCACAGUGGGACCAAAAGCUGCCCCAGGAUGGCCCCUGGAAGUUUUUCUGCCAGGCAAUGACUCUGGUGCUGCUUCUGCUCGUCCUCAUCCUAGGUGUGGUCCUGGCUGAGGUACUGCAGUUCUCCAACCAGAUGGAAGAAGACCUCAAGCAAAUGCACAUCAAAUUUGUGCAGGGUCUGGCAGAUGCUGGGCACCAGCGGGACAUCAUGUGGGGAGAGGUGUUCCGGCAAACGGAGGCCAUGCGGGCAGGCAAUGAAUCCUCCUGCGAGCCCUGCCAUGAAAACUGGACGGCGUUUCAGGGCUCCUGCUAUCAGUUUUCCACAGAACGAAAGAGCUGGUUCCAAGCCAGGGAUUACUGUACUGAGAAGAAUGCUCACCUGGUCAUCAUCAACAGCCAAGCAGAGCAGAAAUUCCUGAGUCCAAAGGGAAAUAAUCACUACUGGAUUGGCCUCAGGAAACAGUACCCACAGGGCAUUUAUAAGUGGCAAGAUGGCUCAGUCCCCACCUUCAUCAACUGGCGUGAUACCACAUCUUCCGAAUACGAUUGUGCCUACCUGAUGAAUCUUGGCUCUUGGUUCUCUUCUUCAUGCUAUACAUAUUGGUAUUAUUGGAUUUGUGAGAAGCCACAGGUCUGCUGAACCUGCUCCUUUUCCUCUGUCUGCAGUUUUGGGAAAGAUUGUAUUGAUUUGUGACCUCAUAAAAAUUCACCAACUUGGCCACAGAAAAGGGGGUCUCCUGAAAGCCCUAGUGCUCUUGGUAGCAUUGUCCCCUUUUCUUGUCCCUACUUCUAAAUUCUUUUGAAGUACGUGUAAAAUAACACCAGGAUGAAACAAUGAGCAAAAUAUAUCAUGUAGGACAUUCUACAAGAUAAAUAAUCUAGUUUUUAAAAAAUGACAUAAAGGCAAAUGUCAUAUUAUUAUGUAUGAUAAAAUAAAAUAUAAAUAGAUAAAAUAAGAGUCUUAAUGACAUAACUAAAUUAAUGUGUGUACCAUGUUUGGAUUUUCAUUAGAAAAUGUUUGAAAAAAAAUCACAAUAUUUGAGUAUGGAUUGUGUAUCAGGAAACAUUAAAGCAAUUUUAUUUAUUUAUUAGGUGUGCUAAUGGCAUGGCAUAGAUACAUGAUGGAUGGAUGAAUAGAUUAUAGAUAGAUAGAUGGACAGAUAGAUAGAUAGAUAGAUAGAGAUACAUCACUAUAUGUUAGUUAUCUAUACUAACAUGAGCAUGGAUAAUGCCUACGGGUAAAUUUGUGUACUGUGUGUGAUUUUCUUUAAAAUAAUUAAUCAAAUAAAAGGAGAUAUUGUAAGAAA